UCCAAGCUUACGCCGUCCGAUCAGAUGACCCAAAACCAGCAGCGCACACAGACGCUAAGGCACAGGGACGUUUACAGUAUGUCAGAUAGCUUCAUCCCUUCAGCAGCCAGCUGCUGAACGAAUAGAGUCACUGCGGCAAAAUGCACAGGGGACUCAUCCACAACAGCGCUUUGCUUAUCGCCUUCUCUUGUACCGUGGUUAGAUAAUCCGUGGGUCCCGUCGAGCUCGCGGAACACUGAGACAGUCAAUCGGCUGGGCAGUUCAUGGCCAAUUUGCAUGAAAUCUCGGCCACUAUCACAGCUCAUGCCGCUCUCUGAGUCGAGCUGUGAUAGUGAUGUCCGAAAUUGUUGUUGCCACUGCCAUUGCCGUCUUUGCUGAUCCUCUUGUGGGUUCACGUGUGGGUUCCGGUUCCACUCUUCCCAGAUGACGACAGCAACCUUGACGCCCGUGAGUCCAGGAGAUGAUAGCAGAGUCUGUUUUGAAGGAUCAUGUGAGGACACAGAUGUCGAUGGAGCUAUAGGCCUACGUGGACUUCAGAGUAGAGGCUCUGAUUGUACGGAUCGACGACAUAGAUGAUGCCAGCAGGCUUCUUCUCGGCAGCAUGAGACAUGCACUCUGCAGCCAAACACGCGAGAUGUUUGCUAGGCAAAUGAGAUGUCAAUCGCUACAGUACCCUCAAACGAGACCCCCUUCAUUCGGAAGAGUUGGUUUUUCUUGGUGGGCACACCGGGAUACAAAAUAGAAGCCGGGAAGAACCAGUCGAGCUCAUCCGAUUUCUUGUUGAACACUCUGCCUGAAGGGUAUUGGCCUGAAGGACACAGAGUUUCAACCCGGUCCUCGGACUGUCGCGAUAUCUUUAAUGCUAUGUAUGGUAUCUAAACAUCAGGUCCUCACCUGAUGCACGUUGGUGAUCUGAAGGUGACUUUUCCCAUUCCAACACGUGCUCCAACAUCUUGAAUGCGUCAAACCCGCCAGUCUGAUGUCUGUACUGUUGAAUCGGCUGUCCGCGAACCAGGUAGACCAUCUUCAAUGGCUGGUGGUCACCCCACGGGUCCUCUCCAAGGGUGGUGCCCAGCGGUUGGCCACCGCCAGACAGGUUUACCUGUCCCGUGACGCCAGCGAGGGCCUGCAUGGCGUCGUUGAGCUGCUUGACUCUGGCCAGUGCAGCGUCUCGCUCGGCGGCGAAGUCAUUGCUGGUCGUCUUGUCCUUCAGAUUGCCGAGGGCGAUGUUGAGCUUAAUGAAGUUGUCCUCAAACUGCUGCAGGGCCCUCAUUGAAGCGGGGCUGCCGCCAAACAACUCGUACUUCUUUGCGACGGGGCCCAUCUUGUCGUUCAGGCGCUCAGCAACAUCAAGCCACGGCUCUUGUUGGUUGUCUUGUGCGAACUUCAUCGCUGCUUGGUACUCUUCCCCUAAAGCCUUCGACUUUUUUUCGAAUUCCGCCAAGUCGAAAGCAGAGGUUCCGUCCACGGCUGCAACAAAUGGCAGAUGUACUACGUCUUCCAUGCUGCAGGAGACUCACCGUAUAGGCUGUCUCCUAUCGACCGCUGCUCCUCGCUGAACUUCGUUUGGAGCUCUGUCCACAGACGCUGCUGCUCUGCGCUACCUGAAGUAAAAGACAACGCAUCAAUUGCACGAUUGCAAUAUCGCAUUAUUGCAGUUCAGCGGGUACCUUUGACCUCUUGUGCAAUGUCCUGCGCAAUCUUCCAGAAGCCUUUUGCAUUGGGGUCACCUGGCAGCCACAAACAACAGCGUGAGGUGCUCUCCCGUCCCUUCUCCAUCGUGAUACCGAAAGGCUUCCCGAGUUUGUAGACGAGGUAGUCAUUGAACUGGUCAGGUGUGAUGUCAUGGAGCUCGACUUCCAUGCGGAACGCCGACACAAUCUUUUCAAUGGGCCAGUUGAUGUCCAGCCAGAUGGCCUUCCACGCUUGUGCCUCCGUGUCGAACACCAUCUCCAUCCACUUCCCAACCACAACAAGUUCGUCCGCCCCCACGCGCUCUUUGAUGUCCUUGACGAUGUCCUUGUUCGUCUGUUGGAGCUCCUGGAUGUGCUUCAAAAUGGCCUCAAGGCCCGUAUCCUCCUUGCCUGUCAUCACGCGUUGCCUCUCCUCUUGGGGGUCCGCUGAGACGGAGAGGGGGCCCCCAGGCCCCCACAAGCUCGCGGCUCUCCCAGGCAU
Messenger RNA from Vitrella brassicaformis, 2175 nucleotides. The record is from the annotation of a GenBank genome assembly. NCBI's taxonomy places the organism in Eukaryota, Vitrellaceae.